Paraglomus occultum is the source of this 714-nucleotide messenger RNA. The record is from the annotation of a GenBank genome assembly. NCBI's taxonomy places the organism in Eukaryota, Fungi, Glomeromycota, Glomeromycetes, Paraglomerales, Paraglomeraceae.
GGGUCAAUUCGUGAUGAAGUUCAUGAGACGAAUGUGGAGGUACACCGAGAAUUAAACGCCAUUGUCAGGAAUGGAGGAAAACAAAAGAUUAAUGACAAUGAUGAGGAAGGUGGUAGUAGCAAUCAUUAUAGCGUCGAAGAUAAAAAUGAGGAAGGUGGUAACAGUAAUAAUAAUAGCAUUGAAGAUAAAAAUAAGGAAGGUAGUACCAGCAAUGAUGAUAAUGCCGAUGAUAAAAAGGAGGAAUGUGACAAUGAUGGCAAUAUAAACGGGGAAGAAUAUGUAGAUGAAGACAAGAUAAUCGUACAUGACAUUCUUGAUUGUGGUAUAACAGCAACUCAGGCUGAACAAGAUAUUUUAAAAUUAUAUCACUCGAAUUUUGAUGAUUGUCCUGCCAUGGACCUUCGGCUAUAUUCAAAACUAUCCCUCUCGUUAGACCAAGAGUUGCAAGAUAAUAUUUUACAUGAAGUUUUUGACGAAAUAGACAAUGACUAUAUAACAAAUGAAAUCCACAGUUUCCUCGCCGACUUUUUUAAUGCCGAUCACGGCAAACAAGGAUGGUGCGAAUCAGUUCGGAGAAUAGUCAUUAAUGAAAAGGAUUCAGAAUUACUGCAAUGUACAAAAGAGUUGCUUAAAGGAACACUGGGGCGGUUUGGCGAAAUUUCUCUGCAAGGAAAAGCAAAAGUCAUGGCAGAUGGUGUUGGAUACCUUAAUGAU